AUGUCUGGACCGACGGGCGGCGCGAGCGGGGAGGGCGUUGGCACUGCCCGCGACCGCUGCGUCAGAUUCCUUGAAGACCUGCUGCGCGCAGAGCUUUCCAGCCAGGCGCCAGACGUGGCACGCGUGUCCAUCGCGCUUGGCCUCGUGGAGCUGCCCCUCACGUUGAAGAACGUUGAGCAGCCCACUUGGCCCAUCAACUUGGAGGAGGAAGUGAGCCAACAUGUGGCUGUGUUCAUGGAUUUCGUUGAAUGCACCAGCAAGAAAAUAGGGGCAAGUCAUACAGCUAUUCGGACUCCCAGGGACAAAGUUACCCUGGUUGCCAACUCAGUCUGGGAACGGCUGACACGCGGCUUCAGGAAGGACAUAAUCCAUGCACAGCAUGUGAGCUGCUUCACAUCAUACAUCUUGAAUAGUUCCCGGGGAAACAGGCUGCUGGAUUGUGCGGGAAUUGUCACAACCGUGCUUGCAGCCUGCAAUUAUCUUGCCAAUCGCUUUGGACACGAUGACCUCAAAGAUAUAGUCAUGCAGAUCUGCGAGGACCAUUGCUUGCUGAACCUAUCGCCUUUUGGGGAUAGGGAAGGCAGUGUCGAGGUGUCCACUGACAACAAACAUAAGAGGGGGGCAGCAGUGGAAGGCGAUGCUUGGUCAGGGUGGCUGUACAAUGGUGGCCACCCAGUUGUGUGCACACCUCAGAGAGCCAUCGUGGCUGCGCUGACAUCCAUGAAUGCAGCAAUAGACAAUCGACCAGUCACUGGGACCGACUCGGAAGAGGUCCAAGCCAUUCAACACCGGCUGCUUUCUGUUGUGCAAGACGAAUUUCGUCAGCUCAUGUACCCGAAUUCCUUAUGCACAUUGGCAGACCUCAAGGAGAUUGCUUGGAUGGACGACCUGGAAGGAGCGGCUUUGGCAAACGAUGUGAUGAAACUGGAGACGUCCUUGCAUCAAGGCGAUUCCGACAUUGUGGGUCUUUUCGACGAGGCCAUCAGUCUUUCAGCGCAGGAGGGCAGCGGGUCAGGGCGGCUUUGGUACCCCUACUCGUACCUGUUUGGGUACCUGACCCGUAGUGCGGCAUUCUUUCGCGACAAGGCGGCUCCCCUUUGUGGAAGCAAGGUUGAGGACGCGGUGGUCGCAAAAUUGAAACGCGCGUGGAAGCUCCUUGGGUCCGAUGCUGGCAGCGCGGUGCUAAGGCAAUACAAGUAUACUGGGGACGAUAAGCAACUGCACAAAGACAUCGAAGAUGUUCUGCAAGUCUGUUUAGACUCCAUGAAACUUUGGAGGAAGGCAGGAACGUUGCAUGAUUUCGGGAGCGAUCACAGGUGGCUGACAAGCGUCCUGGAGCUUUGGGAUGGCAUUUGCUGUUUAUACUCGACUCGUGCAAAGCCCUGGGUGGACAAACUCAUGCAAUUUGCGCGCCUAUUCAACGAGGACACACGGCAUACGAGUGCGUGUGUUGCAAACGCCAAGUUUUUCAGCAAGAGUAUGGACGAUCAUCGGCACUUGUGGGGCCCAUUGAAGCCUGAGAGUAUUCAAGGCACCUUUGGGAUGGCCGAGGUUGUCGCCGUCGGCGAAGGCCACCGGCAGCGACCGCCGACCACUAGCGGCGAAGGCGACGACCAUCGGCGGCGGAAGCGAAGGCGUUCCUGA
This is a messenger RNA of Ostreobium quekettii, 1644 nucleotides long. Lineage: Eukaryota; Viridiplantae; Chlorophyta; Ulvophyceae; Bryopsidales; Ostreobiaceae. The record is from the annotation of a GenBank genome assembly.